Messenger RNA from Engraulis encrasicolus (European anchovy), 644 nucleotides. RefSeq names its product ELKS/Rab6-interacting/CAST family member 1-like. Bases 15 to 608 code for a protein of 197 amino acids. Gene Ontology annotation, molecular function: structural constituent of presynaptic active zone. Gene Ontology annotation, cellular component: cytoskeleton of presynaptic active zone. NCBI's taxonomy places the organism in Eukaryota, Metazoa, Chordata, Actinopteri, Clupeiformes, Engraulidae. Gene Ontology annotation, biological process: neuromuscular synaptic transmission; regulation of synaptic plasticity; maintenance of presynaptic active zone structure. The record is from RefSeq and is a predicted model, not a curated record. The transcript has 4 exons.
UGCUGGUUGUCGUCAUGUCUCCUCCACACAGACAGGAGGCACUGCUGGCUGCCAUCAGUGAGAAGGACGCCAACAUCGCCCUGCUGGAGCUGUCCUCCUCCAAGAAGAAGAAGACUCAGGAUGAGGUGGCCAUGCUCAAGAGAGAGAAGGACAGACUAGUACAACAGCUCAAACAACAGACUCAGAACCGCAUGAAGAUGAUGGCGGAUAACUAUGAGGAUGACCCCCUGAUGAAGGCCUCCUCACCUGCACAAGAGACCAAUCACAAGCCCUCCCCAGACCAGUUGAUAGUUCCGUUGAGUGAGCAGUAUGAGAAUCGCAGCAAGCUGCAGCUCUACAUCGGCCACCUGAUGGCGCUGUGCCAGGAGAGGGACCCCGCCAUCCUGCAGGAGCUGGCCCCGCCCCCCGCCUACCACACCAGCCAACCGCAGCACUGGGAGGAGGAGCUACACAAGAUGAGCACCGAGAAGUUGGAGCAGGAGCUGGAGGUGUGUGAGCGGGAGUGUGUGGAGCUUCAGGAGUACGCCAACUCCGUCCUGCAACAGAUAGCUGAUCACUGCCCCGACAUCCUGGAACAAGUGGUCAACGCCCUGGAGGAGUCCUGCUGACCACACACGCACACACACACACACACACACACACAC